AUGACAGCUCGUUCAAUCUUACAAGUUUUCGAUCAAUAUCAGAAGGCGCGAUUGCUCUUUGUGCAAUCCAUUGCAGAUUUAGCUUCAAAAUCAAGCAACAUCGAUUGUCUGGAAGCAGCAGGUGUCAUUGAUCUCUUACAUCCUUUAUUAGUUGAUACUGUACCAUCCAUCCAACAUCUGGCAGCAAUUGCUCUAGGCAAACUAGCGAAUCAUAAUCCUAGACUAGCGCAUGCUAUCAUUAGAAAAGAUGUAUUGUCGCAUUUGUUGCAACACAUAGACAAACAAAAUAAAUUUUACAAGAAAGCGGCGCUAUUCGUUUUGCGGGCAAUAGCCAAGCAUUCACCGGAGCUGGCGUUAAUAGUGGUACACAAUGAUGGCUUGCAGACUAUAGUUAAAUGCUUGGAGGAUUUUGAUCCUGGAAUAAAAGAAGCAGCUGCUUGGGCAUUAGGAUAUAUCGCGAGACAUAACAAGAAUUUAGCUCAAGCGGCGGUGGAUGCUAACGCGAUACCUCUUCUCGUAUUGUGUCUCCAAGAACCUGAAUUGUAUAUUAAACAAAUUGGUGCAUCAGCUAUUAGCGACAUAAGUAAACAUAGCAUUGAACUGGCGCAGAUAGUAGUAGAUGCUGGUGCAAUUUUUUUCCUCGCGAAAACUCUGCAGGCCAACGUCGAGGCCAAAGCAAAGCGUCAAGUAUUAUUAGCGCUGAGCAGCAUAGCUAAACAUUCUGCAGAUUUAGCGGAAGCUGUGAUCGAGGCAGAGAUCUUUCAGGACAUUUUGGCACACAUGGCGCAUCCGGAUGAGAAUGUCAGUAAAAUCGCGGCGAUUUUAACUAGGGAGAUCUGCAAACAUACGUUUGAGUUGGCGCAGCUUGUAGUAAACAAUGGAGGUAUCGCUGCGCUUAUCGAAUUAAUUAGCACUUCAAAAUCGGCGACCAGAUUACCGGCAAUUAUGGCACUUGGUUACAUUGCUGGUCAUUCCGAUCAACUGGCUGUGGCUAUAAUAAGAUCUGAAGGCAUCGUGCAAUUAGCAGUUAUAUUACAAGAGGAAACGGACGAUCAUAUUCUCGCGGUGACCGUCUGGGCUAUUGGACAAAUUGGCAAAUACACGACCGAACAUGCAAAAGCAGUUGCGAUCGCAAAUCUAUUAUCUAAAUUAUUGGAGCUGUACAAUGAUCCGAUAAGUUCCGAGGAUCUCAAGGCAAAAUGUUAUACAGCACUAAAACAAAUUCUGCAAAAUUGUAUGUAUAUUGAGGCUCUUGAAUCCCUAUUGCAUGACGUGCCUCCUAACAUCCUGAAAUAUGUAUUGGGACAGUUCAGCAAGAUUUUGCCGGUUGAUGCAAGGGCAAGAAAACUGUUCGUAACAUCUGGUGGCUUGAGAAAAGUACAAGAGAUUCAAGCUGAACCGGGUACUACCUUAUCGGAAUAUAUAACAAUUAUUAACAGCUGUUUCCCAGAAGAGAUUGUCAGAUACUAUUCACCUGGUUAUCCAGACAGCCUUCUAGAAGCUGUAGAGCAAUACCAACCAAAACAUCUUUUCGUUUUCAAUCAUAAAUCAUCUGAGAAUAUAGAGGCCAGCUUGGUGAAAUCACACGAUGCGGAAAAGGACUGUGGAAUAGAGAAGCAACCAAUCAGCGUUAUUCUGCGUUAUUCCGAAUAG
Molecule: messenger RNA, 1653 nt
Organism: Atta colombica
Lineage: Eukaryota; Metazoa; Arthropoda; Insecta; Hymenoptera; Formicidae
Product: sperm-associated antigen 6-like
Exons: 11
Coding region: 1-1653 (550 amino acids)
Biological process (GO): cilium movement
Cellular component (GO): microtubule cytoskeleton
Molecular function (GO): microtubule binding
Source: RefSeq, a predicted model, not a curated record